Spirodela intermedia is the source of this 4062-nucleotide messenger RNA. Lineage: Eukaryota; Viridiplantae; Streptophyta; Magnoliopsida; Alismatales; Araceae. The record is from the annotation of a GenBank genome assembly.
AUGGAAGACCCGAGCCGCACGGCUGGCGAGGAGGCGGUGAAGAAGAAUACCGACUGCAUCUACUUCUUGGCUUCUCCUCUGACCUGCAAAAAGGUGCUUCCUCUUUCCCCCCCCCUCCUACGCCUGUUUUUUGUACCUUCCUGACUUUGGCCGUUCGUUUUAUUUUUACAUCUUUGAAAAAUAUGUCUCUCUUACACUUCGUCGAUGUUAUUUGGAGGAUCUUCGACGUUUGGCGUCGGCUCACGACUGUUAAUCCGUCUCAAUCUGAUCGGAUCGCCCCCUUUUUUCCGUUGUUAGUUUGUUCGACUGGGAUAGGGUUCGAGAAUAAGCUCGAAUUGGAAUCCGCCUUCCUUAACUAUGGAUUCCAAUUGUCUGGGUUCAGCUGCUAAGACCAGUGCUCCUCUAUUUGAUGAAGCAUUUGAUUUAUAAUUAAGAAAGAAUUUGGCUGAAAAUUGCCCCCCGGUGGAGGGGGCACGGAUCAUCAGGAGGGAAAAACGUAGAUUUGUAUGGUGAUCCAGAUUUUUCCAGUCUCUUGGUUUGAGCUUAGAUCAGAGGGGUGAGCGUCUCUGGUGUUCAUAUUUAAUGUACCGUUCUUGCUUCUAUCGAUCACAGACGGAGUAUUGUCAUAGAGUGUGUGUGAACCGAAAUCAUAUCUUAUGUUAAAAUAUUUAAUAAUUUGACUAAUCAUUUUAGAAUUUCCAUAGAUUCUCAUUCUCACUGUACGCUUAGUUCUCAUCUGCCUGAAAGUAAGCAUCGCCAUUCGAGUGAAUGAUAAGAGCAAGGAGAUACAUCUUGAUCGUAGAAAAGGAGUGUAAUGAGAUGGAUUCUCGAGGAUUGGUAAUAUUUUUCGUAGGUUUACCUCCUAAUUUUACUCUUCUGAUAAUUCAGGUGCAUCUUUUCUCUCCAUUAAGUGAAGUUAAUCUGGAUUUUAGAAAUUAGGAUAUUUUGAUAAAAACCCUACUCAUAUCUUAGAGAGAUCAAUGGAAAAGCCGUAAGUAAUUGAUGCAGGGAUAUAAUUAACCUGGAUUCAACCUGAAAAUAACCCAUCUAAACUCUUGGUUUACCUGGUUCAAGCUACCGCAUUGUAAACAAACCUCAUCGAACACAAUCCCAAGUUAUAAACAUCAUCUAAUCUUCAUACGUAUUAUUGAUAUAUGUUCGAUUCUCGGAAACAUCUUAAGUUUUGUUUGGUUUGGUGGUUUUAAGCGCCGAUCUAGCCUGAUCUGAGUGGGGGUUGGGGAGAGCAUGGCCCAAAGCCGACCCACUGUGAGCAGGCUGAGAUGAUGUCUGCGUUGUUCCUACUGAUGUUGGGUUGACCCACACAAUGCGGUGCUACUGGCACCCUCUUCCUUGCAAUGGGAUCAUCUUCUGACUUUUCAUCGUCAUCCUUCUUGUAGACAUCGGAUUACCAGUCAGAUAACAGCUGUGGCUCCUUCCACGACCCCUCACUUUAUCAGCCGGCGCAGUUGUUGUUCCCCAGCCGUGACAAUCGUUACUCUUCGCAUACUGUAGUUGUAACUCCGGCGUUGAUUAGGUAGCCUGAACUACUGGGUAUACCAGCAUUGCCGAGAGGAAGUUAGGAGGCUGUGGGGAGUAGAUUUUGAUGAACCCAGUGAGUACAGCCAAGCUUGCGAGGAGGGCUCAGAGAUAAACGAUCAGUUUUUCUUUAGCAUUUAAAUGUGGUUUACAGUGCGUGGCAUCAAGGGGAAAUGAUCAAGUGUUCUAAGUAGAACUUUAUCAAACCACCCUUAUGAAUGCUGCCCAUUAUUUUUCUUUUGUCCCGUUUCAGAAGAGCCCUAGCUGUCAAUUCAAAUUAUAUUGUCUAUUUUACUGAAGAUGAAAUCAAGCUUAAUUAUCUUCGGUUUUUGUGGAGGUGCCUAAUUUUCGUUAUAUUUUCUACUGAUCGACUGCUGGAUUCCCUUUGGUUCAAAGCUGAGAGAUUCAAUGUUAUUUACUUUAUUUUUCAGGGAAAUGAAUGUGAGUUUCGUCACCGUGAAGGUGCCAGAGUCAACCCUCGGGAUUGCUGGUAUUGGUUAAAUGGCAACUGCUUAAACCCAAAGUGCCUAUUCAGACAUCCAGUGAGUCUUCUUACUUCUACCUGUAACCUUGAAUGCACGCAUGUUGACAAAAAUACAUCAAUUUUCGUCGUCAAAGUUUUUGAAACUAUUAUGCGAGUGUAGGCAUUUUUAUUCCAUUUUUUUAGUUAUAGUCAACGCCGUCUCCUGUUUGCAGCCGCUUGAAGGCUUGGUUGGGUCCCCCAUGUCAACUCUCUCGGGAUCUACUCCAAGUCAAAUGCCCGUGCCAGACCAAGUCCCAGUAGUUCAUUCUGUCGCCGCUAAUACCUCAAGCAAGCAGAGGACCCCUUGCUAUUACUUCCAGAAAGGGAGUUGCUUGAAAGGCGACAGGUGCCUUUUCUUCCAUGGUCUGCAGCCUAUCGACAAUCCUAAUCUGCCGCAGCCAACAGGGAAGGUUGUUUCUUCGCCCGCCGUAGAAGCACCAAACCCGUUGAAGCCCAUGCAGAGCAAGCCCAGAGCGAGUGCCGAGAAGGCGGCGGAAGGCCCCCGACCCCAGGGCAAGGCUGAUAUCAAGGCCGAAGCUUCAUCGAGAAGUGGGCUGCUUCAGAGAUUCCCACACGGUAAUGGAGCUUGGAGACCUUCGAAUGCCCCAACGAGGGCUCAUCAGCCGAAGCCUUUGAAUGGGUCUGUUCAGAAGAGCAGGGAGGCUGACGAACCAUUGAGGGAGUCGUCUCCAGGGUUUGAUGUUCUGGUGGACGGCGGCGGCGCUUCAGGUCACGAGGGAAAGGAAGCCAUUGGAGGGGAGGACUUGGACUACCUCCCAUCAACUGGUCACAAUUCGAGGCCAAGGUCUGAAGGAGAGAGAAGCAAUAGAGACGACGAGAAGGGGCUGAAGAGGGAGGGCGGCUCCGGUGAGAUCGAUGGGUCGGAUCUGCGCCACCGGCUUCUGAAGAAGAGGAAAGGCUACGGGUUGCGGUCAUCUAUCAGCACCGAUCGCCACGGUGAUGCUCGUCGGGAGGAUGACGAGGAGAGGCACCGGAGUCGCAGGUCCGGUGGCGAUGACAAAGGUUUUCCUCGUGGAAGCUCCAUAAGCAGUCGUCUACGAGGUAGAAUAUCCCUUCCUGGAAGAUCCUCCUCGGAGAAACCUCGCAAUAUGGAUUCUGAGAGAGAUGAAGACAGAGGAAGGAGCUGGGGUAGAUCGUCAUCCCCGGGUCAGCGGUUGGACAGGAUGACGCAGAGGAAUCAGGAGGAGGACUCUGCGAAGAAGAGGGCCCUGGAGGGGCAGCCAAGGAGAAGAGAUGGAGCGGAUUCGCUGAACUUCUCCGCUCCUCGAAGCCUUACAGACCUCAGGGGCGCCAAGUUCUCCGACGGAUCGAUCAGGUUCGACGGCAGUGCAGUCGCCCAGGAGCGGAAGGGCGCGAGAUUAAACAGGGCUUUGGCCCUCAACGAAUCAGAAGGUUCUCCCUCGUUUGAGGGGCCAAAGCCGCUUAGCGAGAUUCUAAAGAGAAAGCGGGAAGUAGCAAGGGGGAGUGAUGCUGCUUCCAGCCAUGGAGAUGAGGUCAACUUCAAGGUCAGAGAAGACCCCCCGGGUCGUCCCAUGGUGACGAAAGCGGCUGAGGCGCCUGGACCAACACUGGAGGAAGCGAGAGAGAACCCGAUCAUAACAGAUGGUGAAGAGCUGCCACAGGAAGAUCGAUCUUCACCGAAGAUGGAGGCGACUGAUAGAGAAGACGGGAUGAAGGAAGACGGCGAGAUAGAUCCAGAGAUGGAAGAUUACGGCCAGAGGAACGGGGAAUUCGAGUAUGAUGAGGGCAGCGAAGAGUUGCCGCAACCGGACCAGUCGUCACCCAGAGAGGAGAUGCCUGAAGCAGAAGACGGUGUCCUGGUAGACGACAUGGAAGACGCAGAGCAGAGGGCCGGAGAGGAGUUUGGAUACGAUGCAGCCGGAGCCGCCGACUACAGGUCCGAAGACGACGACGAUGAUGACGAGGCGGAUGACGAAGACGGCGACGACUUUGCACGGAAGAUCGGCAUCAUGUUCACCUGA